This is a messenger RNA of Lolium perenne, 1545 nucleotides long. The record is from RefSeq and is a predicted model, not a curated record. NCBI's taxonomy places the organism in Eukaryota, Viridiplantae, Streptophyta, Magnoliopsida, Poales, Poaceae.
CGACCCAACGGAGAUACCUGUACUUGAGCGACAGUUCCAGUAACCAGUUGCGUCGGCAUCUCCGCUCUCCCGAAAAUAUGAGGACCAAGCGGCGCAGGCUCAGCACCUCGACGAUGUCGCCACCUCCUCCUCCACCAACCACCACCAUUACGUCCCUUCCGGACGACGUCGUCGCCGACAUCCUGCUCCGCCUUCCGUCCCCGACCUCCAUCUUCCGGGCCGCGCUCGCUUCCAAGCAUUGGUGCAGCGUCGCGGUCUCGCCGUCCUUCGUCCGCCUCAUUCGCGAGCACCACCAUUUCCCGGCACUCCUCGGCCACUUCCUCUCCUGCAAUCACAGUUCCACUCUCCCACUCUUCCAGCCCGUGCCCCUUCACGCCGACCCCGCCCUCGCCGCCGUCGUCCGCUGCGGGGACUUCUUCUUCACCCGCCUCCAAGAUUCCGGCCGAUGCGCCCUCGAGGACUGCCAUCACGGCUUCCUCCUCUUCUCCAACAGGACAAAGCUCACCAUCUUCGACCCCACGACUCAUCAAGCCGUCUAUCUGCCCCGGCCACCGAGGCGCCCCGCCCCGGAAAACGACUACGUUGCGCACACCUUCUGCUUGCUCCGGGACAGCGGCGGCGCCAGGGACCGGCACCGGCAGUUCUUCCGCGUGAUCUCCUUGCAGCACCGCAACCGAUCGGCCCGGGCCGAGGAGUACGAUUCCCGGUCCGGAGAAUGGCGCGCGCACCCGUGCACGGUGCUUACGCCAGCACGGAGCCACGACAACCGGUUCUUCCCGGCGAUGCACGCGGCCGGGCGCAUCUACUGGAAAUACAGCUCCACGCGUUUGCUCCUCUGCCUCGACACCAAGACGAUGCGGUUCUCCUACGUGCGCGUCCCGGCCGGCGUCUCCCAUGGGUCCGCGUACGCUGUCGGAGAGACAGAGGAUGGUAAGUGCUGCCUGGUUCAUGUCUACUACUGUUCUGAAGGCGGGUGUCAUCAGUUGCAAGUGUGGCUCCGCGGUGACGAGGCCGACGCCGAGCCAUGGUUGCUGGUGCGCGACGAGCCGCUCCGCUUAGGCUCGCCGGCGCCUGUACAUUGGAGAGCGCGGCAGGUCCGCGCCGUCGUCGCCGGGCUGGUGCUGGUUUGCUUCAACGGCUCCUCAGCUCACCUCCCUCACGUUGCCUUCCGUCUCAAGAGCCUCAAGGUGGAGGCAGAGUUUACAUGCCGUGGACCGGCACGCCCAUAUCUCUUCGAGUGAUGUUGCUCACCGUCACAGAUCUACGUGCACUUGAUGAAUCAGGAAGAUAUAGAAAUGUCCAAAGGUGGCGUGAAAUCAUCUUGGGACUUCUUGAUGGCUCAUCUUCUGCUAUACAUGAUGUUUAGUGUGCCAACUAAGAUAAUAGCUCUACAAGUGGUGGACCUGUUUCUUUUGGGUACCCGUGUCAUGUGUAUAGCUAAUGUGCAGAGACGCCGACUCCGGCUUAGAACCAAGUGGUUAUGUCGUCGUAUGUGAAUUAAUUUUGGCCUAUUGUGUGACCUAGGACAUCACUCCGGCUUCUGCA